This is a messenger RNA of Stegodyphus dumicola, 860 nucleotides long. RefSeq names its product papilin-like. The record is from RefSeq and is a predicted model, not a curated record. Gene Ontology annotation, molecular function: serine-type endopeptidase inhibitor activity. NCBI's taxonomy places the organism in Eukaryota, Metazoa, Arthropoda, Arachnida, Araneae, Eresidae.
AAGCAUAACGCAAAAAUUAAAUUUCGGUUCAGUCUAUCAGUUUCGUGAGUAGUAGUUACAUUGUAAGAAUUCAUUAAUUUGCAUUCUUUGCUUACAUUCUUGGUAAAAGUAUGAAGACCUUUAUUCUUCUUUGUAUUUUGACUGCUACUGUUGCCAAUCAGGAUGAGUGUCCCGAAAAUGAACACUUCGAGCAAUGUGGCAGUGCAUGCCCAACCACCUGUCAUAAUUACGACGAUUUUCCAAGACCAUGCGUCCCAAUGUGCGUUUCAGGCUGCUUUUGCAACGAAGGAUUGGUCAGAAACGAAAAUAACAUCUGCGUAACACCCCAAAGUUGCCCAUCUAGAUGUCCUGAAAAUGAACAUUUUGAACAAUGUGGAACUUCUUGUCCAUCCACUUGUGAUAACUUCGAUGAUUCGGAAAGAAUAUGCGUCUUGAUGUGCUAUCGAGGUUGCUUUUGCAAUGAAGGAUUGGUCAGAAACGAAAACAACUUGUGUGUAACCCCAGAAGCGUGUCCAUCUGCUUGCCAACAACCGAAGCAGCCCGGACCAUGCUCAGCCACGAUUCACAGAUUUUAUUUCAACAAUGAAACUAGAAAAUGUGAAGAAUUUAUAUAUGGGGGUUGCGAUGGAAACAGAAACAGAUUUCUGAGCAAGGCAGAGUGUGAAACUGCAUGUGUUGGUUAAGAAACUGAAGCUCAAUAAAAGCAACAUAAUGCAUUUGAAUAACAAUACCCAGUAAAGCUUUAUAGAAAUAUUGUUAACGUUUAAUAAAUUUGCUUCUUUGUUUCUUGGAAAUGCCUGUGAAAUCUAUGUAGGAAUAAUAUUUUUAAUAAAGUUUUCGUUCUGCUGCAUGACCUGAAA